Molecule: messenger RNA, 1820 nt
Organism: Macadamia integrifolia
Lineage: Eukaryota; Viridiplantae; Streptophyta; Magnoliopsida; Proteales; Proteaceae
Product: CBL-interacting protein kinase 1-like
Biological process (GO): protein phosphorylation; signal transduction
Molecular function (GO): ATP binding; protein kinase activity
Source: RefSeq, a predicted model, not a curated record
GUUCUGGCAAGCAAGACGAAGAUUUGCAUGGUCCUUGAAUAUGUGAAUGGUGGUGAAUUAUUUGACAGAAUUGCAUCAAAAGGGAAACUCUCAGAAGCUGAAGGCCGCAGACUCUUCCAUCAGUUAAUUGAUGGUGUGAGCUACUGCCAUGACAAAGGUGUCUUCCAUAGGGAUUUGAAGCCUGAAAAUGUUCUUGUUGAUGUGAAAGGAAAUAUAAAGAUAUCUGAUUUUGGGCUCAGUGCUUUGCCUCAACAUUUUAGAGAUGACGGGUUACUGCAUACAACAUGUGGAAGUCCAAACUAUGUUGCCCCCGAGGUUCUCACCAACAGAGGAUACGAUGGUGCCACAUCUGAUCUUUGGUCAUGUGGUGUUAUCUUGUAUGUGAUUCUUACAGGGUACCUCCCUUUUGAUGACCGAAACCUUGCGGUUCUUUACCAGAAGAUAUUCAAGGGAGCUGUUCAGAUUCCCGAAUGGCUCUCACCAGGUGUUAAAAACUUGAUAAAGAGGAUACUAGAACCUAAUCCAUGCACUCGGAUCUCCAUAGCAGAGAUAAAAAUUGAUGACUGGUUCAAACAAGAUUAUGUCCCUGCUAAUCCUUAUGAUGAGGAGGACGACAUCUUCAUUGAUGACGAAGCUUUCUCUAUGCAAGGGGUGGCAACGGACACAGAGAAGGAUCCUGGUUCACCCACUCUAAUCAAUGCCUUUCAGCUAAUUGGAAUGUCAUCUUACCUGGAUCUCUCUGGCUUCUUUGAGAAAGAGGAGGUCUCCGAGAGGAAGAUCAGAUUCACAUCCAAUAUUUCACCAAAAGAUUUACUAGAGAAGAUUGAAGAUACAGUCACAGAAAUGGGAUUCCAAGUCCAGAAAAGAAAUGGAAAGUUGAAGGUAACGCAAGAGAACAAGGGUUGUAAGAUACCAAGUAGCCUUUCAGUUCAAGCAGAGGUGUUUGAGAUAAGUGCAGCUCUGUAUGUGGUGGAGUUGAGAAAAACAUAUGGGGAUCCUUCGAUGUACAGACAGUUGUGUUCGAAGCUGUCCAAUGAUCUUGGCGUCUGCCAAAGACAAGAGAUUUUGGCCACCCAAGUAUCAGUUUAACUAGUGCAUGGUUACAGUCUAAUGUAAAUCCUUUUCUCUUCUAUUUAUUUAUUUUUUUCUUUUUGGGGGGGUGUGGGUUGGUGUGGGAAAGUGAGGGUGUAGAUUUUUUAUUUUCUAGUUCAGAAAUUACUAUUCCAGGCUUAAGAUAGUUACUUUUCAGAUACUGUUUUUUCUUUUUCUUUUUUUGGUACACACAAAGUUCUAAGAAAGGGUGGACGGAUAGAUAUAAAAUGAGAGAAAAAGAGAGGAUGGGAACCAAGGUUAACGCUACAUACACUUUGACCCUCUCUAGACCCCCACAAUGGCGGGAGCCCCCUUCAUUGGGUACACUAGUUUUUAUAAAAAUAAGAGAGACAUUGCAAAAGGCAUCCAGUGGCUUGUAACAACAGAGAGAGACAGAGAGCUAUGGUCACUGGUGGUUGACAGAGGAGACUGAUUCACAAAUCUUUCAGAUUGGAAAGGGAGAUGAGCCCUCCACUCCUCUCUUUCAGCUCGGUUGAUUCACUUUCACAGGUCGGGGAGAGAACAAUGUCUUCCCCAUUCUCCGUUGUGUGUGGUUGUCUGUACAUGGGUAAAAAAAAAAAUCCUCUGCUGCCCGGUGCAGUGAGGAUUCAGACGGCUAAGUGCAUUUGGGGUGUGUGUCCGAAUGUUUCCAGCCACCAGAUGCUCACUGCACCAAUUGCAGAGAAUUCUGAUUCAAUGAAGGGCCAUAUUGCCAUUUUAUUCUGUUA